Molecule: messenger RNA, 1029 nt
Organism: Trichomonas vaginalis G3
Lineage: Eukaryota; Parabasalia; Trichomonadida; Trichomonadidae
Product: spectrin binding
Exons: 1
Coding region: 1-1029 (342 amino acids)
Source: RefSeq, a predicted model, not a curated record
AUGAAUUAUCCUUCCAAUAGAGAAUAUCAGCUAAUCUCAGAUGUUAAGCUGCCGAAAUAUCUAGAAGUCAUUGAUUCAUUGGAAGAAGAUAUUUUCUCUAUCACGGAGAUCAUAAUUGAAGAUAUUGCAAUUGAAAUUAAGAAUUAUUUAAAAGAUUUCUCAUAUAUGGAAGAUUAUUUUAAAGAAGUUAUUACAAAAGCUUUGUAUCACAGACCAAAAGAGAUCUUGAGUCUUUGUAAUCUUUAUUAUAUCCUUUUUUCAGAUUCAUCUCAAGAAAUUGAAGAUAUUUUAUUAAAUUCCUUCUUUAACAUCAAGAGAACAGGCAAGAAUGAAGGAAUAUUCAAAUCAUUUAGCGACCUAAGAGAUAUAUUUGAUAAAGAUUCAAUUGGAUAUUAUUUAAGAUAUGAUUUGAUUGAAAACAUUCAAAAUAAAUCAUUUGAAAUCUUGAAAAGUAGAGAGCCAAAGGAAUUUAGUUACACAAAAGAAGAUGUAACAAUAUCUACAUUUCCUCUAGAGAUAUCUAAUACAGGAUUGAGUUCAGAGAUGAUUGAUGUUGCCGCUUUCUUUGGAUCAAUAAAUUGUUUUAAAUUCUUGUUGUUAAAUGGUCAGAAAAUCACUGAUAACACAUUUAGCUGCAGCAUUAGGAGCGGAAAUUUAGAAUUGAUUAAACUCUGCAAGAACACAGUUCCUAGUUUGAAAGUUAAUGAUUUGACAUAUGCAAUCGAAUAUCGAAGAAAUGAAAUUGCUGAUUGGAUUUUAGAGAAUAAUGAAGUUAGAAUAAUGCAACCAUUUGAUGAUUGUUUCAAAGGAAAUACAAGAGCAUUUGUUUUUGCUUUCGAUAAUCAUCCAAAUGUUGUUAGAGAUUUCUCUGAUCUUAAAGUUAUUGAUGUAAAUACUAAUUAUGAAUUAGUGAAGUUCUUUAAUCUGAGAGAUUUUGAUAUUUACAAAUAUGAUGAAUCAAUUGAAAAACUAAAGAAAAAGAAGAAAGAUGAUGUUGUAUCAUUCUUAAUCAAAAAUAAAAAGGAUUAA